CUAUGAAUAUGCUUGAUGCCCGGCAGCAGCAACAACGCUAUACAUCCUGCCAGUGCAGGUAAACAUAUUGUGAUAAUAACUUGAGCACGUCGGAUCUCACAAAUGUUGAAGGCGGGAUCCACGGCGGACACGGACAGGGAGGAAGUGACGCCAUUCCCAGUUCCUCCAAUGCUUCCAAGCAUCCCUUAAGUUCGAUUGCGAGUUGGCUUGUUACAUACUUCUCACUACCUAUCCAGAAGCAUACCGUAUUCGAAUACGGUGCACAUCUUUUCAGUUCGUUUGUCUUCGUGCUUCCCUACCUGAGCCUACACUACUUGGAGCGAGGCUGUUCCGUGACCGUCUGGUCUAGCCGUCUCUCUCUCAUUUCGAUCUUAUCUUCGUAGACCAUGAAUACCUGUCAACCAAUCGCCAUCUUUCCUUUUCGCAUGCCUACUACACUAUGUACAUACGUAUCUUCUUUCAGGAACUUGGUGUAAGUUUCCCGUCCCAUUACUAUCAAUGUUACCGUUUGGGGGGCUUUAUCGUCGACACUAUCUACCCAUUACAGUACAUGUACAUGGUGUACCCAGCUGCGUUGGCGUCGUUUCGUUUUCGGUCUUUUGGGCGUUGGCAUAUGGCAAUGGCAAUUGGCCGGACACCCGGAUCAUCAAUCACCAAGCGGCGGCUCUUUUCGUUUCGUCUUUUUCGGUGAUGUCGGGGAUUGUAUUGUUUACUCCGCUCGGUUCUCCGCCCACAAAGUCCGUUCGUUCCCGUCGUUCUUACGCUCGACGCUUGUCCCGGCCGGGUGUUUCGGAACCAGUCGGGUAAUCCCUCGCUCGUUGACGGUGAAAGUUUUUCUCCACAAGAUGGGGGUUUGAACCCCCCUCAUCCAUUGCCAUCCAUUCUGCCACUUUUUGUCUUUUGUGCCAAAAAUGUCAGGUGUGUUGGGGAUUACAUAUUCUAGGGAACUGCCCGGCGAAGUGAUGAAAAGUAUCGUGAUACCUACAGACGCUACCCCGUUCUCGGGUAUCAGUGCAGUGCAACUGUCCACUUAAUAUGGCGGCCUAUCAGCCGCAUCAAGUUGUUGAGAUAAGAUGAAAGUGCAG
Molecule: messenger RNA, 1085 nt
Organism: Neurospora hispaniola
Lineage: Eukaryota; Fungi; Ascomycota; Sordariomycetes; Sordariales; Sordariaceae
Exons: 2
Coding region: 499-807 (102 amino acids)
Source: RefSeq, a predicted model, not a curated record